Closterium sp. NIES-65 is the source of this 660-nucleotide messenger RNA. Lineage: Eukaryota; Viridiplantae; Streptophyta; Zygnematophyceae; Desmidiales; Closteriaceae. The record is from the annotation of a GenBank genome assembly.
AUGCUAGUGUGGUUACCAGCAGUAUCAAAGCUAGCAGAUGUGGAGGAGGAGGAGGAGGAGGAGGAGGAGGAGGAGGAGGAGGAGGAGGAGGAGGAGGAGGAGGAGGAGGAGGAGGAGGAGGAGGAGGAGGAGGAGGAGGAGGAGGAGGAGAGAGCUGAAAGGAGGGAAGGGGAGAGGGUAACAUUGAGACAGGCAUCGGUUGUCACUGUCACUGGCCCUCCUCUUUGCUUCUCCCACUCCUCCCACUCCUCCCACUCCACACGUUACACCUGCGCCCUCUUCUCUCUCUCCCUUGCUGCUCUCUCCCCUUCCUACCCUCCCACUCUCUCCCCCUCCACCCCUCCCCCUCUCUCCCCCUCCUCCCUCCUUACUUUCUCCCCCUCCUCCCAUACGCGUUUCAGUAUGUUUCUGUUCCAGAUGGGAUGUCCCAUUAAAAGUCAUGAUCCGGAUGCUUACACUGCCGCUAUUGAGUGUGCUACUAAUGGGAAUGCUGCUGCUAUCAGCCUUGGCAACGGGAGGGGAUGGAGGGGAGAGAGCACCCGGUCGAAAGCAAGUGGAAUGGGGAAGAGUGGAAAGGAGGGAGGAGCCGAGAGGGGAGGAGAGAGGGGAAUCGAGAGGGGAGGCGAGAGGGGAAGAGAGAAGGGAGGAGAGGCGAGAUAA